This is a messenger RNA of Nerophis lumbriciformis (worm pipefish), 10239 nucleotides long. It is a transcript of the gene parp4, whose product is annotated as poly (ADP-ribose) polymerase family, member 4. NCBI's taxonomy places the organism in Eukaryota, Metazoa, Chordata, Actinopteri, Syngnathiformes, Syngnathidae. Gene Ontology annotation, molecular function: NAD+ poly-ADP-ribosyltransferase activity. Gene Ontology annotation, cellular component: cytoplasm. The record is from RefSeq and is a predicted model, not a curated record.
UCAGAGUAUGGCGGCCAAUGUCUGUAUUGCCUGACGGAUGUCGUCUGUCUUCAGGCAUGGCCGUGUUCGACAAGUGCUCCGUGCUUUUGGUGCUGAAAGACUUACCGUGCAAAGAGAAGAAGAGUGUGAGCUCGCUGGUGACCGAAAACGGAGGACAAUUAUGCUUUGCGGUCAACAAGCAGUGCUCCUUCGUCGUGGUCAGCGACGUGUCCCACCUGAGCGCCAGCAGGCUGCGAAACGUCCAGAAGUUCCACACACCAGUGGUGGGAGUGGAUUACCUGCACAGGUGUGUGAAGGAAGGCGUCCUCCUGCGUAACCAUGACUACCAGAUGGAUACCUCCUCGCCUUCUUCUCACUCGCCUGCUCUCACUUUGCCAGUUCAGCUAUUCAACAAUCAAGCACUUGCAGCCGGCAAAGUGGUUGCCAAGCCCCCGCCGUAUGAAAACUCGCCCCCGGAGAAAAGCGAGGACAUCCUGGGCAAGUUCAGGGUUUACACAGACCGCGACAAAGACCUACCGGCGUAUCCGGAAGACUUCAGCGUGGCCAAGUAUUCCAUCUUUCAAAAGAAUGACAGCAGCACCUGGUGUGUGUUGGAGCUGCAGAGCGCCAAACAGGACAAAGGGCCGCGGUUCCGCGUGGUGCGCUACUGGAAGCACGGCAAGGCGGUGCAAAAGGACAUGCUGCUGUUCCUGUCCACCUCCGAAGAGGCCGUGGAGGUCUACCAGACGCUGACAGAGUCCCUGUCCACUUGCCGUAUGCAGCCCAGGACCGACAUCCCCGCGCAGGCCCAGGACCUGGGCUCUGGCCCCCUGCGACAGCUGCUGCUGGAGGAGAAGCUGAGCGCCGGAGUCUUGUCACACGAUGUGGGCGUCUUUGUGGAGCUGCUAUGGACCGAGGCCCUGGGUUGCCUUGGCAACAUCCUCCGAGUGCCCGUCAAUCAACUCAGCCUGAAUGACGUGAGCCGGGCGGAGGGCUUGUGGAUCGAAGCCCAGAGGAUGCUGAAGGAGGGGUGUAUCGCCGAGGUGAUCACUCUCCAGAAUGAGUUUUACUCGCUGCUGCCUCACAGGAUGCCCGAUAGGAAUCCCAGUGCCAAGAUUUUCUCCCAGAAACUGGACCUGUGUCAGUUAAUCCGAGACAUCCUGAACGUGAGCGAGAUGACCCUGAGAAGCCCCGCCCCUUCCAGCUUGGGCAAGUUCCGCGCCCUGAGGUGCAGCAUCGAAACGGUGGACCCCGGCAGCGACGAGUCUUGCGCCUUGACCUCCCUGCUCCAGGACAGCCCUGUGCGGAUCCAUCAGGUGCUGCGUGUCAGCAGAGCAGUGGAGCUUCAGACUUUUAAAGGCCAGCUCGGCAACGUCAAGUCCCUCCUCCACUCCUCCAGCGCCAGCAACUUUGUCGGAAUUCUGUCUCGGGGUCUGCUGCUGCCUAGUGUCGGCGUAGAGCUCCACGGCGUCGACAGAACGGACGCCGGCAGCCUCGGAAGUGGCAUCUACUUCAGCGAUAGCAUGAGAACGUGCCUCAAGUACUCCAAGCCCGGCGCCACAGACGGCUCUCGGCUGCUGGUGGUGUGCGACGUGGCCCUGGGGGAUUGCCUGCAGCUCCACCACAGAGACCCCACACUGACUCAGGCCCCCGAGGGGCACGACAGCGUGCGCACCACCUGCUGCACCUCCUCCGUUUUCUCCGAGUUUGAGGAUGACGAGUACGUGGUGUACACGCCCGAGCAGGUCAAGCUGAAGUAUGUGGUGCGCUUCAGCGUGGUUGGGGAGCAAGUGAAGGCCUUCAGCCCUGCCGUCGACACCUCAACCGAGACUCCCCUGCCCCCGGCCGUCCCAGAGGUCCUUGGUUCUAAUGUCGACAUAGGAAACAUUAGGAACCCUCUGGAAGCCGUGACUGCAGGACUGCUGGACAGCUCGGGACGGCAGCUCCCCCUGCAGGCCAUCCACGUGAAGUGCAAACUGGUGGAUUUGCUCUCUCAUGUGGUCAUCUUCCAGAAGUACACCAAUCACGGCAGCACAGCCAUUGAGGCAAAGUAUGUCUUCCCAUUGGACGACUGUGCAGCCGUGUGCGCUUUUGAAGCCUUCAUCAACGGCAAGCAUGUGGUGGGACAGGUGAAGGAGAAGGAGAAGGCUCGCAGGGAGUACAAGCAGGCCAUUGAGGAGGGUCACGGAGCCUACCUGAUGGACCAGGACGCACCUAACGUCUUCACCAUCAGCGUGGGGAACCUGCCGGCGGGCGCCACCGUGCUCAUCAAGGUCACCUUUGUGUCCGAGCUCAUCAUCAAGAACGGCGCGUUGCUCUUCUCCCUGCCCGGGAGUGUGGCCCCAUGGCAGGAGAGUGCUGCACUCAAUCAGACCACGCAGGUGACCCUGGACAAAGUGCGUGUGACUGCUGAAUCAGCAAGUGGGAGAGAGUUCAGCCUGGACAUGUCCAUGGAGAUGCCCAACAAGAUCAGCAGACUGUCUUGCAUCACGCACAAAGUCCAGACCAAGAGGACCGACUGCAAGGCGGUGGUGAGCGUGCUGCCAGGGCAAGUCCUGGGUCCGGACGGCUUCCAGCUGUCGGUCAUUCUGUCCGAGGUUCACCUGCCCAGGAUGUGGGUGGAGAGGCACCCUGACAUUGACAGCCAGGCGUGCAUGCUAGUUUUCUACCCAAAGUUCGACGUCAAAGCCAGCUGCGGAUCCGACGAAGUUGUCAUUUUGCUGGACGUGUCCGAGUCCAUGCUCGGGGAACCCGUUCGCUGGUCCCGGGCGGUCGCCCUGCACGUCAUUAAAACCCUCCAGCCUCACUUCAAAAUCAACAUUGUCUUGUUUAGCACAGAUCACACGCAAGCUUUCCUGACAGCGCAGCCACUCGACGAAGCUCGACAGGCAGCAGAGAAGUUUAUCCACACCGUCUCGCCAGCGGGGGGCAGCACUGAGCUUUGGCGGCCCCUGCGAGCGCUCAGCCUGCUGCCUCCGUCGCGAGGCACCCGCAACCUGCUGCUGCUGUCCGACGGCCAUGUCCAGAACGCAGGGGCCACCUUGCAGCUCCUCCGGGACGAGGUCGCGCACAGCCGCCUCUUUGCGUGCGGCUUCAGCCCGACAGCCAAUCAGCACAUGCUGAGAGCCCUGGCUCAGGCCGGGGGCGGAGCCUAUGAGUAUUUUGACAGCAAAAGCAAGCACAAGUGGGCAGCGCAGGUGGCGCGUCAACUGAGGCGCAUGGAGUCCCCUGGCUGCAGGUCUGUGUCGGUGAAGUGGCAUCAGUACAGCUCCACGGCGACGCCCCCUGUGCAAGCUCCCAUGCAGCUCAACGCACUCUUCAACGACUGCCACACGCUGGUCUACGGCUUCGUGGAGCAUUGCACACAGGCCACCCUGUUGGGCGACCUGAGUGGCCAGGAGCUGAGAACCAUGGUGUCCACCAGCGAACUGCAGAAGACCAGCGGCACGUUUCUUCACAAGCUGACAGCUCGGGCUCUCAUCAGAGACUACGAGGACGGGAGUCUGGACUCCAACCAGGCCGAACACGAGGGCAAGAAAAGCCAGUGGAAGCCCUUCAUCAUUGAAUUGAGCAAGGAGUUCUGCAUUCUGUCGCCGUUCACCAGCUUUGUGGCCAUUGAAGAAAGGGAGCCGGAUCAAGAAAGGAAGGCUGUCACAGAUGUCUCCAAGUUGUUGGCUGAAGAAGACGUGGACAUCCUUCCUUACAUCAGCUGGAUGUCUCAGGAGAGCUGCGAAAAUGAGGAAUUAGAGGAUAGCGAUAGUUCAGAGUCUGGAUCAGGCAUUUCAUCCCCUGAUUCCGAGAGUUCAGAGUCUGGAUCAGACAGUGACAUUAGCCUGUUUUCAUCCGAGGCUUCUAUCCUUGAUGUUUUUGAUGGAUGUUGCUGCUUUAUGGAGGAAUAUAUCCAGCAGGAACAGUCAGAGGCUGUUUCUCCUUUUCUUCAUCGUGAACCGAAAGGAGCAAAUGUUAACCAACUAAAAAUCAGCAUGUCCUCUCCUCCUCCACUCAUCUUCCAGGCAUCUGCAACUGGAGCCAUCAAAGAAAAUGUUGACCAACUUCCAAUUGGCAUGCCACCUCCACCUUCGCCCAUCCAUGCACCUUCUGAUGCUCCUCCACCUCCACCUUCACCUCCUCUUAAAAUCAGACGUCGUUCAAUUUUAGGCUCAUCAGCCAGACCAGCUCUACCCCAGAACGUAGCAUUAAUUCGUGAGGCCGGUACACGUUUUAGGUUUUCACGUGACAGGAGGCCUGAAUUCGCUGCACAGUCGUCCACACCACCAAUAGGGUGUGUUAAAUACGAAGGAUCUUUUCCACGGUUCAAGAAGCUUCAAAGUCGACCAAAGACCAUGUCUCCAAACCAAUUGGACGGGUCAGCACUGGGGUUUUCUUUCGGAGUCCCAGCUGCGAGCGACCUCGUUAUGAGUACAACCAUCCAUCCAUCUUCUGAUGCUACUCCACCUCCACGUCCACCUCCUCUUAGAAGCAAGUGUUUUUUCAGGUCAGGCUUAGCCAGAUCAGCCCCACGCCGCAAAGAAGCAUCGACUCCUGAGACCGGCACACUUUUUGGGAGUUCUUCUGGUUUCGUUGCACAGUCGUCAACACCACUAAUCCCGUGUGGUAAAUACGAAGGAUUUCCUCAACAGUCCAGGCAGCCUAUAAAUCAACUAGAGAUCAUGUCUACAAACCAAUUGGACUAUUCAUCACCGGCUCCUCUCCUCGCUGAUACGGAUGAAUUUGACGACUUUAUGUGGAGACCUAUCCAGCAGAGUCAGUCAGUGGCUGUUUCUCCUUUUCCUUUUCGUGGACCUGAAAGAGGAAAUGUUAACCAACCACAAAUCAGCAUGUCCUCUGCUCCUCCACCCAUCUGUCAUUCCUCCCAGGGAUCCCUUCCGACUGGAGCCAACAAAGCAAAUGUUGAACAACUUCCAAUUGGCAUGCCACCUCCACCUCCGCCCAUCCAUCCAUCUUCUGAUGCUCCUCCACCACCACCUCGUCCUCCUUUUAGAACCAGGCAUCAGUAUGCUGAUGCUUCUUCUUCUCCUCUUUUGGUGGCCAACAUACAGGAACAGAAACCGCUACAGCAACAGCAACCGCUACAGCAACAGCAACCACUACAGCAACAGCAACCGCUACAGCAACAGCAACAGCAACCGGUACGGCAACAGCAACCGGUACGGCAACCGCAACGGCAACGGAAAGAGUUACGGCAACAGCAACCGCUACAGCAACAGCAACAGCAACAGCAAGAGCAAGGGGAAAAAGUGGAUAAGAUGUAUUUGCCAUUUAGUGGUUUUAGCCCUCUGCAAUGUUUGCUCAAACCAAAAUCUGCCGCAGGUAGAGGCCCUCAACCCUGUAGCGGAUCGUUUGAGGCGUUCUCACAAAAGCAACUUCCCACAGAAGAUAAAGAUUUUCUAUCGAGGGAGUGUUUUUUACCAGCCAGAUUAGUUCCAUUCACCGAAGUAGCAUCGCCUCCUGCUAUCGACGCACUUGUUGGGGGUUGGAUUGACGUAAUGCAAGAUUCUGGUUUGGUUGAAGAGUCGCCCACACCACUAAUCCCGUGUGGUUCACAAGCAGAAUCUCUCCCAGAGCUCGGCCAGCAGAAAAAUCAAGGCGUGAUUUCAAUUCAAUUGGCUAAGUCGUCACCAGUUGAUUUUUCUUCCGGGGACCAGGAGGCACUCGACAUCGUUUUGGAGGAAGCACCUCGUCGGUUUAGCAGGUCAAAAGUGUCAGCAGUCCUGAUGAAAUGGCCAAGGCUCUUCAAGAUGCAACAUGCGGACGGUUACUGGGACGCGACGGCAAAGCUGGGCGAGUGCGUGGGCGUCGACCUGGACGUCCUUACCAACGACUUCCUGAGAAGCAAAGGCAUCCGCUCGCUCGGUGUGACGGCCCACGCUGACAUCCUCAAGCUGCUGGCGACUCUUCUCGUGCUGCAGCUGAUGAGGUUGGAGAAGCUGCCAGAAGGCCUGCUGCUGCGCACGCUGUUUACGUUGGAGGAACCCCCGAGCAGGAGCGCGUGGCCCCGCUGGCAGCUCGUCAAGAAGGCGGUGGACUGGGUCCGCUGGGCCGACCACCAGUACCCGUGCAUCUGCAGCCGGCUGGAGAUGGCUUUGACCUGGGAGUCCGCCACGCGCCAGCUGCUGGGCUACGAGGUCCUCCCCGCUUUCUCGCCGCUCGCCGGCCUGCCGCUGAGAAGGAACUUUGCCGCCCCGUGCCCCCCUGUGGUCGUCCACUGAGGUCGUACGGCGGGUCACAACAUUAGGUACGCAGUUGCACAACACUGCAGAGGCAGAUGGAGUACUCCGUCUUAUUAGAUGAUGUGCGGGUGUACCUAAUGUUGUGGGAAAAAGGUUAACCCUCUUUGUGUACUUUUAUGUGUCAUUAAUAGGCAACAGUUAAUUUUCAGGUGUUUUCAUCACGAUAUUCAAAGUAGGGCUGGGCGAUAUGGCUGAUAACUGUAUCACGAUAUCAGUGUAUUAUAUCGGUCGACAUAAUUACUGAUAUCAUUUAUGAGCUAUGGAAACUAAGGACCAGGAGAAAUAUGUAUUUAAUUUGAAAUGUAACCUUCUUCUGAUUAUAAUGCCCUUAGCUAUCAAGGCAGAAAUUAAAUGUCAACACAAGCAUGGAAAACAGACACUGCAAACAUAAUUAUAAAAUCACAUUGAACACUUAACAGUAAGCGCUUAAGAUUAAGGAAUAUAAUGCUUCAUGCACUGCAAAAAGUCAGUGUUCAAAAACAAGAAAAAAAAAUACAAAAAUGAGGGGUAUUUUACUUGAACUAAGCAAAAUUAUCUGCCAAUAGAACAAGAAAAUUUCCAAAACAAGUAAAAUUAGCUAACCUCAAUUAACCCCAAAAUACCUUAAAAUAAGAAUAUUCUCACUAAUAACAAGUGCACUUUUCUUGGCAGAAAAAAAAAUUACACCUUUUUGCUCAAUAUGUGGAAAAAUAUUCUUAAAUUAAGUAAAUGCUAGUGCCAUUAUCUUGACAUAAUGAUAUGCGCUCGGCAUCAUGAUUUUUUUUUUCAUGCUUGCCUUGAAGUACGAAAUUGUGACAUUAAAAAAGUAGUUUUAUACUUGUGAGUGUUGAUGACACAGCUUUGCAUGAUAUAUUCUAGUUUCAAGCAUGUUUUACUCAAUAUAGGUCAUCAAAUCUCAGCAACAAGCUGUAAUAUCUUACUGAGAUCAUUUAGGACCAAAACACUUAAAACAAAGUAAAACACUCCAACAUAAAAUCUGCUUAGUGAGAAGAAUGAUCUUAUCAGACAGAAAAUAAGCAAAUAUUACCCUUAUUUGAGAUAUUUAAUCUUACUUAGAUUUCAGUUUUUGCAGUGUAGAGUGUAAAAAAAAUAGUGAAAAGUGUGAAAAUGUAAACACAGAGAAACGUGAGAAGAACUAUUUUCUGCAGGUUUAGUGCUAAGAAAUAAUGUCUGUGUAAAAUUAAUUUGUCCUGUUAUUCUUAUUUAACUACUGUUAUGCUGUAAUUAUUUAAAUAUUAUAUCACGAUAUUUGUCGAUAUCGAUAAUUAUGGAUAUUUUUACGACCUAUGGAAAAUAAGGAGUAGGAGAAAUAUGUAUUUAAUUUGAAAUGUAACCUUCCUCUGAUUAUAAUGCCCUCAGCUAUCAAGGCAGAAAGGAAAUGUCAACACAAGCAUGGAAAACACUCAAAGAAAACAACAUAUUAAAAUCACAUUGAACACUUAACAAUAAGUGCUUAAAAUUAAGGCAUAUGUAAGAAAUGCCUCAUAAAGUGUAAGAAAACAGUGCAAAGUGUGAAAAUGUAAACAGAAACCUGAGAAUAACUAUUUUCUGCAGGUUUAGUGCUAAGAAUUAACGUCUAUGUAACAUUAAUUUGUCCUGUUAUUCUUAUUUAACUACGGAAAGGAAUUUUUGUUAUGCUGUAAUGAUUUCAAUAUUAUUAUAUUGGUUGAUAUCGAUCAUUAUGAAUAUUUCUAUGACCUAUGGAAAAUAAGGAGCCGGGGAAAUAUGUUUUUAAUUUGAAAUGUAACCUUGCUCUGAUUAUAAUGCCCUCAGCUAUCAAGGCAGAAAGGAAAUGUCAACACAAGCAUGGAAAACACUCAAUGUAUACAAAAUAUUCAAAUCACAUUGAACACUUAACAAUAAGCUCUUAAAAUGAAAGAAUAUGCAAGAAAUGUUUCAUAAAGUGUAAGAAAAUAGUGCAAAGUGUGAAAACGUAAACAUAGAGAAACCUGAGAAGAACUAUUUUCUGCAGGCUCAGUGCCAAAAAGUUACGGCUGUGCUCUAAAGGGUGAGCAUGGCUCAGGUGAUCUGACUACGGUCCCUUUAAAAAAAAAAAAAGGAAAAAAAAAAAGUGCCAUACUGUCCAGGUGACUUUUCCUCUUUUAUCCACAAUUUCUUCAUUUUGACUUUCUCUUUGCACUCUAUGUAAAGAAUCAACCGCCAGGCAACCAAACUUGGUAGUCGAUACUGUCACCUGAUUGAUCACUCCCACUGAUCAGUGAUCACUUCCUUGAACCAACCUUGCUUCGCAGCCGCCGCUUUCUUCCGACGAAAAACAGACAAAAAAAUCGAAGGCAUUUUUUAUCGUUAUCGAUUGUGUCCAUCGCGAUAUAUUGAUAUCGUUUUAUCGCCCAGCCCUUAUACAAAUGAUAUGUUUGAAUUUGCACGUGUGACUUUGCACAUGUGUAAAACCAUUUUAACACGGAAAGAGGUUUCACUUUCUUCUUGACAUGAUUAUCUAUGCAUGCUUAACUACUCUUGAUCCAUCCUUAACUGGGUUUUUUUUACACUUUUAUUCUGUCUCACUGCAAAAAGUCAGUGUUAAAAAAAAAAAAAAAAAAUUAGGGGUAUUUUAUUUGAACUAAGCAAAAUUAUCUGCCAACAGAACAAUCAAAUUGGGCUUGUCAAGACUUUCCAAAACAAGUCAAAUUAGCUAACUUCAAUGAACCCAAAAAUACCUUAAAAUAAGUAUAUUCUCAAUAAUAACAAGUGCACUUUUAUUGAUAGAAAGAAAAAAAAAAGAUCUUUUUGCUCAAUAUGAAACCAGAAAACUUAUACUAAAAACUAGUUUAUUGUUCUUAAUGGAAAGGCAACAAGGCAACUGCUUGUUACUCUCGGGGUCUCCUAGCCGCUCAGGCAAAUCAUAUUGUCUAAAAAUGCAUUUUUCCAUCGAUAACAUGACAUCAUCGCGCCAAGUGCGUGCUCUUACAGUCAAUUAGUGCGCAUAUAUACAGCCCGGCCCCCGGCCAAAACAUUUUUUAUUGUAAUUUUGAAGAAUACAUCUGAAUGUGCAUGAACUAUUUCUGUUCAAAAUUGUUAGAAAUGUCAAAUCUUAAAUGUUUAAAUAUUAACUGUCAGUUUACUGUACUGUGCCAACUGUACUACUAUAUGAGUACGUAUUUUCUAUUGUUUCAUUGAAAAUAAAACAGCAAAGUCCAUCCGUUUUAAUUAUGAGACAAAAUUGAGUCAAAGUCAUGAUUUUUUUUUCAUGCUUGAAAUAAGAAAUUAUUACUUUGAAAAAGUAGUUUUAUACUUGUGAGUGUUGAUGACACAGCUUUACAACACUUGAUAUUCUAGUUUCAAGCAUGUUUUACUCAAUAUAGGUCAUCAAAUCUCAGCAACAAGCUGUAAUAUCUUACUGAGAUCAUUUAGGACCAAAACACUUAAAACAAGUAAAACACUCUAACAUAAAAUCUGCUUAGAAGAAUUAUCUUAUCAGACAGAAAAUAAGAAAAUAUCACCCUUAUUUGAGAUAUUUCAUCUUACUUAGAUUUCAGUUUUUGCAGUGCUUACAAAGGAGGACAGCCAGUGUGGCCGUGCAAGCGUAUGUCGGUCAAUCUCACUCCCUGAGGCCUUCGGCGUUGACAGGCUUUUAAUUUGACAGGUUAUACAUGUCACCACAUGACAGGAAGUGUAACAUGUCAGUGUGACCUUUGUCCCCCCCCCCCUCCAGCCUGGCGUUUCAACUCCUGACCCUGCCGUCACUGUUUUUAUUCCGCUUUUCCUGCCAUUUUUAGGGUAACUUUGCAAAUAGUUGGGUUUUAGUGGGAAACGUUGCGUGUAGAUCCGAUGUUUUCAUGGCAGACAGCUAAAAUUAUAUGUUUUGCUUUCAUUUUAUUCCUUCUCCUAUACAACAAAACAAUGUCAUGAUGUGCAUGGACUUAUAUUCUUAUUGUUUACUGUCAUUUUGAAAAUGGGUCAUGUUUUAGAAAUGUAUGAAUGAGGGAAUUUUCAUGUGGGUUUGCGCUAUCAAGCGGGGUUUAACCCAGAUUAAAAUACAUUUACGUGA